AUGCAUUAUGGGAAGCUGGAGGAGUUUGUGACGCUGGUGACGGAAGCAGUUCCGGGGCUUUCGACGUGCAGACAAAGGGCCCAGCUCAUCCAAGAUGAUUGGGGAGAGUUUGGGACACGAAAAGCAAGAGAGGGAAGUAGGCAAAAUGAAGACUUGAGAGAGGUGCCCCUGGCAGACCCACAGAUCAUACAGGCCCAUGUAGACAGGCUGCAGUCCUACAGCGCCCCCUGCAGUCCAGCAGGAGUGAAUGAUGCAGAAGCUGAAGUGUCGGAAGCAAAUUUUCUGGAGCUGGUGCAAACCUUGCUGAAGGACCCAGCGCAGAGAGAGCACUUUUUCCAGGACGUGUUCCCGGUACAGUUUGGACUGAAGUAUGAUGCCACUCUCCAGGUGCUGGUGUGGGAGUUCCUCUCCAGGCUGGAGCUCCUGCUGCCUGUCCCAGAUCUCACACAGACGGCAUCCUUGCUCAGUGCUGCCGCCGCUGGUCUGGAGGAGUGUAUGCAGUGUGCUUCUCAUCAACAGCAGCUGAAGACUCUGCUUCAGCACCACAAAUGCUUUGGACAGCUCACCACAAACACUCUCCCUUCCAUAGAUGACUGCGUAGUCCCCUCCAGCUGGAGAAGGAUGGGCAGGGUGAGGGGAAAGAUGAGCAGAGACCUGAGGGGGACCUGGGACUCAGCAGAGAGAGGGAGAAGGAGAGUGAGGGAAACAAACUCAUCCACGCGGCCAAAACUGGAACAACUCACCCCGAGGCCAGGCUGCGGACCUGGAAGGAGGCGGUUGUCACGGGGAACAAGAAGACUGGGAACAACAUGGUGAUCGCUCUGAAAUGGCUCCCUGAGUCCCAGGGGAAAGUGAACGUGAACAGACCCCGGAAUUUCUCCACCAGGAAUGGGAACACAGGCUGGACCCUGGAGGCCAACGCCCAUGUCUUCGCCUGCUCUAAGUGCCUUGUGUUUCACUCAGAUGAAGGGUACCUCCACCAGCACAUGAAAACCGCUCACCCGGAGGAGUACAAGGAGUUUCUGUGGGUCGGAGAAUGGAAAGCAGGGAACCCAGUGACCCCAACUGCUGCC
Messenger RNA from Conger conger (European conger), 1073 nucleotides. RefSeq lists its product as uncharacterized. Lineage: Eukaryota; Metazoa; Chordata; Actinopteri; Anguilliformes; Congridae. Gene Ontology annotation, molecular function: telomeric repeat DNA binding. Gene Ontology annotation, biological process: regulation of telomere maintenance via telomere lengthening; telomere capping. The record is from RefSeq and is a predicted model, not a curated record. The coding region runs from base 1 to 816 and encodes 271 amino acids. The transcript has 8 exons. Gene Ontology annotation, cellular component: shelterin complex.